Messenger RNA from Suricata suricatta (meerkat), 6180 nucleotides. RefSeq names its product microtubule associated serine/threonine kinase 3 (gene MAST3). The record is from RefSeq and is a predicted model, not a curated record. Gene Ontology annotation, biological process: peptidyl-serine phosphorylation; intracellular signal transduction. Gene Ontology annotation, molecular function: magnesium ion binding; protein binding; protein serine/threonine kinase activity. The coding region runs from base 327 to 4328 and encodes 1333 amino acids. NCBI's taxonomy places the organism in Eukaryota, Metazoa, Chordata, Mammalia, Carnivora, Herpestidae. The transcript is spliced from 28 exons.
CCGGGGGCUCAAGACCCGGCAGCCCCAGCGGCGUCUGUCUCCAGGAGGGGGUGACACCUGCCACUCCAGCCUCCCGCAGCCCGACUUUUCCUGCUGGGCCGGGCCUGCGCGCAGGUGCGGGGCCCCGAGCCCCGCCCCGAGGCGGAGAGAGCCCGCCUCCCGCGCCCCCAGCGGCCCAGCCUCCCGCGCCGCGUCUGUCGCGCCCGCCAGGCGUGCUGUCCCUACGUCCGCGUCCGUGGGUCUGUCCGAUCGCGCCACCGUCAGGGCGUGGGGGUCACAAAGAGGGCUUUGGCACCCAGCCGCGUAGACGCAGCCCCGGCCUCAGCAUGAAGUCUCGCAGGGACAAGCUUCACAUCCCGGCGCUGACCCUCGAUCUGUCUCCGAGCAGCCAGAGCCCAUUUUUGCUGAGCGCCAGCAGCCCCAGCAGCCCUUGCAGCCCCUCACUGGGCCUGCACCCCUGGAGCUGCCGCAGCGGGAACCGCAAAAGCCUGGUGGUAGGAACGCCCUCACCAACCCUUUCCCGGCCCCUGUCUCCACUCUCAGUUCCCACAGCAGGCAACAGCCCCCUCGACAGUCCUCGGAACUUCUCCGCCGCAUCUGCUGUGAACUUCCCGUUUGCCCGCAGCCACGUCCCACAUGUGGACAGGGCUGACGGCAGAAGAUGGUCCCUUGCAUCUCUCCCAUCUUCUGGCUACGGAACCAACACACCCAGCUCCACGGUCUCGUCGAGCUCAUCCUCCCGGGAGCGCCUCCACCAGCUUCCUUUCCAGCCGACACCGGAUGAGCUAUGCUUCCUGUCCAAGCAUUUCCGCAGUUCAGAGAGUGUGGUUGAUGAGGAGGGCGGCCACCGCUCACCCCACCUCCGUCCCCGUUCCCGCAGCCUCAGCCCGGGACGCACAUCAGGGAACUUCGACAAUGAAAUCGUCAUGAUGAAUCACGUGUACCGGGAAAGGUUCCCCAAGGCCACGGCGCAGAUGGAGGGCCGCCUGCAGGAGUUCCUUGCUGCUUUCUCACCCGGCGCCCGGCUGGCGCUGGCCGACGGUGUCCUGGGCUUCAUCCAUCACCAGAUCAUCGAGCUGGCCCGCGACUGCCUGGCCAAGUCUGGGGAGGCACUCGUCACCUCCCGCUACUUCAUGGAGAUGCAGGAGAAGCUGGAGAGGCUGUUACAAGAUGCCCACGAGCGCUCCGACAGCGAGGAGGUCGGCUUCAUCGUCCAGCUCGUCCGGAAGCUGCUCAUCAUCAUCUCAAGGCCCGCGAGGCUCCUCGAGUGCCUGGAGUUUGACCCUGAGGAGUUUUAUCACCUUCUGGAGGCUGCCGAGGGUCAGGCCCGAGACGGCCAGGGCAUCAAGACGGACCUGCCCCAGUACAUCAUUGGGCAGCUGGGCCUGGCUAAGGAUCCCCUUGAAGAAAUGGUGCCUCUGAGUCACCUCGAAGAGGGAGGACAGCCUCCAGCACCUGAGUCCCCGGAGAGCCGUGCCCUGGUCGGCCCAUCACGGAGGAAGCCGUGUGAGAGUGACUUCGAGACCAUCAAACUCAUUAGCAACGGGGCCUAUGGGGCUGUCUACCUGGUGCGGCACCGAGACACCCGGCAGCGCUUUGCCAUCAAGAAGAUCAACAAGCAGAACCUGAUUCUGCGUAACCAGAUCCAGCAGGUCUUUGUGGAGCGGGACAUCCUCACCUUCGCCGAGAACCCCUUUGUGGUCAGCAUGUUCUGCUCCUUCGAGACCCGGCGCCACUUGUGUAUGGUCAUGGAGUACGUGGAAGGCGGUGACUGUGCCACCCUGCUGAAGAACAUGGGCCCCCUGCCCGUGGACAUGGCGCGCAUGUACUUCGCCGAGACGGUGCUGGCGCUGGAGUAUUUGCACAACUACGGCAUCGUGCACAGGGACCUCAAGCCUGACAACCUACUCAUCACCUCGCUUGGCCACAUCAAGCUGACUGACUUCGGCCUGUCCAAGAUCGGGCUCAUGAGCAUGGCCACCAACCUGUAUGAGGGCCACAUCGAGAAGGACACCCGGGAGUUCGUGGACAAGCAGGUGUGCGGGACCCCUGAGUACAUCGCGCCCGAGGUGAUCUUCCGUCAGGGCUACGGGAAGCCGGUGGACUGGUGGGCCAUGGGUGUCGUCCUCUACGAAUUCCUGGUGGGCUGUGUGCCUUUCUUCGGAGACACCCCUGAGGAGCUCUUUGGCCAGGUGGUCAGCGAUGAGAUCAUGUGGCCAGAAGGGGACGAGGCCCUUCCAGCAGAUGCCCAGGAUCUCAUCACCAGGCUGCUCCGACAGAGCCCACUGGACCGUCUGGGCACCGGCGGCACCCAUGAGGUGAAGCAGCACCCUUUCUUCCGAACACUGGACUGGGCGGGGCUCCUGCGACACAAAGCUGAGUUUGUGCCACAGCUUGAAGCUGAGGAUGACACCAGCUAUUUUGACACUCGCUCGGAGCGUUACCGCCACCUGGGCUCUGAGGAUGAGGAGACCAACGACGAGGAGUCGUCCACGGAGAUCCCCCAGUUCUCGUCCUGCUCCCACCGGUUCAGCAAGGUCUACAGCAGCUCCGAGUUCCUGGCCGCCCAGCCCACUCCAACCUUUGCCGAACGGAGUUUCAGUGAGGACCGGGAAGAAGGGUGGGAGCGCAGUGGCGAGGGCGAGUAUGGCCGCCGCUUGAGCAUGGAUAUCCGCACCCUGAGGUCCUGGACAUCGUCUGGUACUCCCUGUCCAUCAUCUUCCCAGCCGGAGCGGGGCCCCAGCCCGUCUCUCUUGAAUACCAUCAGCCUGGACACGAUGCCCAAGUUUGCCUUCUCGUCAGAGGAUGAGGGAGCCACCCCAGCCUCUGGGGGCCCCAAGAGGCCCAUCUUCAUUCUGGGGGAGCCUGAUCCACCCCCAGCAGCCACCCCAGUGAUGCCGAAGCCCUCAAGCCUUUCCGCUGACCCAGCCACCCUCAGCCACGCACGCCUACGGAGCAACAGCACUGGUGCCCGACACUCCACGCCACGGGCCUUGGAUGCUGGCCGGGGCCGCCGCCUUGGGGGCCAAAGAGACCCAGCUCCUGAGAAGUCCCGGGCCUCCCCCGGCGGGGGCCGCGUGCCCAAGUCGGCCUCGGUGUCGGCCCUGUCGCUCAUCAUCACGGCCGAUGACGGCAGCGGCGGCCCCCUCAUGAGCCCUCUGUCCCCACGCUCGCUGUCCUCAAACCCGUCAUCCCGAGACUCCUCUCCAAGCCGAGACCCAUCCCCUGUGUGCGGCAGCCUGCGGCCCCCCAUUGUCAUCCAUAGUUCGGGCAAGAAGUACGGCUUCAGCCUGCGGGCCAUCCGCGUCUACAUGGGUGACAGCGAUGUCUACACCGUGCACCACGUUGUCUGGAGCGUGGAGGAAGGAAGUCCAGCCCAGGAGGCAGGGCUACGAGCUGGGGACCUCAUCACCCACAUCAAUGGGGAGUCCGUCCUGGGUCUGGUGCACAUGGACGUCGUCGAGCUGCUGCUGAAGAGCGGCAACAAGAUAGCCCUGCGGACCACAGCCCUGGAGAACACGUCCAUCAAGGUGGGCCCCGCCCGGAAGAAUGUGGCCAAGGGCCGCAUGGCCCGCAGGAGUAAGCGGAGCCGCCGGCGGGAGACCCAGGACCGGCGGAAGUCGCUUUUCAAGAAGAUCUCAAAGCAGUCCUCUGUGCUGCACACCAGCCGAAGCUUCUCCUCCGGCCUCCACCACUCCCUUUCGUCCAGCGAGAGCCUCCCCGGGUCGCCCACCCACAGCCUCUCCCCCAGCCCCACGACGCCUUGCUGCAGCCCUGCCCCCGACGCCCCCGCAGACGCCGCCUCCCCUCCCAGCGUAUCCCCGAACUCCAGCAGCCCUGCCUCUCCCGCCGCCGCUGGCCACACCCGGCCCAGCUCCCUGCACGGCCUAGCUGCCAAGCUGGGGCCACCCCGCCCCAAGACCGGCCGCCGCAAAUCUACCAGCAGUAUCCCGCCCUCCCCACUGGCCUGCCCACCAGUGCCUGUGCCCCCACCCCGCUCACCCUCGCCCCUACCCGGGCACCCGCCUGCACCCGCCCGGUCUCCACGGUUGCGCCGGGGCCAGUCGGCCGAUAAGCUGGGUUCAGGCGAACGGCUGGAUGGUGAGCUGGGGCGCCGCAGCCGGGGGCCAGACUCGGAGCUGGUGGUCAUGCGGCGGCUACACCUGUCGGAGCGCCGAGACUCCUUCAAAAAGCAGGAGGCUGUACAGGAGGUGAGCUUUGACGAGCCCCCCGAGGAGGCCACCGGGCCGCUUGCCUCCGUCCCGCAGAUUGCCGUGGAGGGCGCCAAGGCUGUGCCAGGAGCCCUGGGUCCUGCCGGGAAGGACUGAUCCCUCCCACCUGGCCUCUCCCUGGCCUUGAAGUUGGGCUUUUCUUGUGCAAUGUUUUUUCCAUAAAGUGACUCUCAGAUGGAGACUGAGCCACCAGACUAUGACCCCUGGAAAGCGAGAAGCCAUCUCCAUCCUUCCUGGAAAGUAGAGACAGCACCUCCUUCGUGUUCCGGUGCAGAUCGGGGGGCUGUACGUAGGGGCCGGAAUGGGGAACAAGGGUGGCACUGUAAAUAGCAGCAAAUCCCUGCAACUAAUUUAUUACUUUUUAUAAGCGAUAGGUAGACUGAGCCGCCAUUGUGAAGGUGGCUGCCCAGGUCCUGCCCCUUGCCCCUAGGACCCCAUUUGUAGACACUGCCCCCUGGGCUGAGAAGGAAGCACUUUGGAGAAGUCAUGUAUGUUUGUGUUUUCUAGGUUUUCUGUAUUUUUUAGUUUUUUUGUGUGUGUCACUUGAUCCCAUCCUGGCCCAAGACCCGCAGGUUUGAGGGGAUACAGGCAAGCUCACCUGUCCAGGCCCAGUGUGGAUAGGACUUGGGAGAGUCUAUAAAUGAUUCCCCUCCACCACAAAACAAAGCAACCUCGAUGAUGGACUGGAUUCUGAAAGCUACGUCUCACUGUCAUAGUCUCUGUCGCUAGGCCAGCCGCGCUAGAGUUUGCUUCUAGUCCUGAAGGCUUCAGCCUGGAGAGGGGGGUGUGCGACCUGGGACUUUGACGGAUGAACAGAGAGGUCACCCACUCCACAGGGUGACACUGAUGCCCUGGGAGGGAGGCACAGGCCUCCAAGGGUACUGCCAGGGCUCAAGAAUGUCCACCCUAGACAAGGUUUCAUGUGCUUGAUGCCCACCAGGGUGAGCCCUUGACCAUGAUGUGUCUGAAACACCCAAGGGGGUGGGUCCCUCAAUGUACCACAGCCUUCCUAGAAUGAAAUUCAACUGAGAAACCCAACUGGGGGGGCAAUGUGGCCCAAGUUUGAAUCUUGGCUUCCCUGUGUGGCUCUGGGAAAAUGGCUUUCCCGCUCUGUGCCUCAGUUUCCUUGUGUUUACAAAACUAAUCCCAAUGACUAUUUAUUAAGCAUCUACCCUAUGCCAAAUGCUUUUACUCGUGGCUUCUUGCUCAGCCAGCCUUGAGAAGGCAGCAGGUGGUGGUGUCGCCUCCAUUUUAUGGACUAGUAACUGACGCCUGGUGAGGGGCGGAGACUCGUCCCAUGAUCACCUGGUGAACGAUCACCUGGUGAAAAAUCAUGCAGCAGGGCCCUGUCGUGGGCACUGAGAACAAGGGAGCUGGAAUGGAGGGGCUGGUGUCAGAUACAGCGGACUCUAUCUCCAGCUCUCUUCCCCAGGCUGCUGUGACACACCGAGCACCUCACGACCUCCAUUUCCUAUUUGGAGGUGGCUGGCAAGAUCACUGUGCCCCACAUGGUGAAGGCACGUCCCAGGCACUGUAGCCCACUCUGCAUCCCUCCCAGAGACCCUUGCCCAGCACUCGCUGGUGCUGGAGCUAGACCAAGGCUGUGCAUGACUUGCUCCCUCCUUCCAUCCUGGAGCUGACCGUGAAUAAAAGCCCACAUUUACAAAGAGGAGGCCCAAUGUCUGGAUCUGUGAGGGGCAGAGAAAGGGGUGAGGGGAGAGUGUGGUGGAGACAGGGUGAAAACUGACCUCUUGUGAAGGGGAUUUGAAGGCUGCACAGGAGUUCACCGAUGAGAUUCUCCCUGAUGCCUUCUCGGGCCCCUGGCCUCCUCCUGCCCUCUCCCUGAGUACCCAGCAUAGGCUCUGCUCUUAAAAGCUUCAUCCAGACACCGAUCUGGGGCCCCGAGCUGUGUUAAUAAAAUAAAUAAACCAUCUUUGUGUCCUUUCUA